This is a messenger RNA of Auxenochlorella protothecoides, 639 nucleotides long. RefSeq names its product Translin-associated protein X-like protein. Bases 1 to 639 code for a protein of 212 amino acids. The transcript is spliced from 5 exons. The record is from RefSeq and is a predicted model, not a curated record. Gene Ontology annotation, cellular component: cytoplasm; nucleus. Gene Ontology annotation, molecular function: RNA endonuclease activity; sequence-specific DNA binding; RNA binding. NCBI's taxonomy places the organism in Eukaryota, Viridiplantae, Chlorophyta, Trebouxiophyceae, Chlorellales, Chlorellaceae.
AUGGACCUCGUUGACUUCGAGGCUCUGGAGAAGCAGAUUAGGGGGUAUGAUGAGCAGCGGGAGCGCGUGAUCAAGCGCAGCCGCGACAUCCAAAAGGCGGCCAAACAGGCGAUCUUCAGCCUGCAUCGUGGCGAGAAUGAUCAGGCGGCGGCGCGGUUGCAGCAGGCAGAGAAGGCGGCCGAGGAGCUGCUCCCCGUGAUAAAGGAGAGCCCGGGACUGCGCUACGGGUCGUUUUCCAACGCGAUGGAGGAGUACGCAGAGGCAGUGGUGUUCAAGGGUUACCUGGAGGAAGGUCGGCUUCCCCCCAGCUCCUCCGUGCAGUACGUGGAAACAGAGGAGUACCUGGGUGGCGUGCUCGACUUCACAGGCGAGCUAAACCGCUACGCCAUCCUGAGGGCGACGAAGCGAGAUGUGGUGGCAGUGCAGCAGGCCAAGGACCUGGUGGAGUCCAUCUUCUUCGCCUUCAUCCAGUUCGACCUGCGCAAUGGGUCUCUGCGGAAGAAAUACGAUGCCCUCAAGUAUUGCCUGCGCAAGCUGGAGAACACCCUGUACGAGCUGUCCCUGACGGCGGCAGGACUGACCAGCAAGCCCGAGGACAUCCCCGAGCCCCAGGCCGAUGGUGCGAUGCAGGACGAGUGA